UUCCCCUGCAUUGUUUCCCUCUUUAAAGUUCUUCCCCUUCAGAUUUGGCGAUAUCUCGUUUCCCAGUUGUGCAAUCUCAGCCAUGGCUGGUGGAGGAAAUUUCAUUCAUAGGGUCAUUUCUUAUGUCGCCAAUGAAUUAAUCGUUAACGGGCUCUCCAACAGCGCUAGUUUUCAAAGAUUUGCUGUGAGGACAUCUAAGAGAAUGGAGGAUCUAUCUAAAAUGGCUCAGCAAAAGAGGCAAGAAAUUGCUGAUCAGGUGAAGGAUGUGUCUAAAAAUUUUGAGUCUUUCAAGGACCGGUGAUUUGGAAACUUGGUGUUCUCCACAAACAAUGGAAUGAAUGUAGUAAACAUUUAGCUCAGUUUGUAAAGUAGUUUGGAGACAAAUGCGUAAAGUUACACUAUCAUUUGAGGAUUUGGUAUUGUAUGACUCUAUUGUGUUGCAUUGUUUGAGUAUCAAUGCUUCAUCCUUUUUCUUUUUCCCUUUGUGAUUUCUGUACUGAAUCUCUCUUGUAAAGAUGCCCUAGUUGGCAUGACAAAUUUUGAAAAUAAGCUUGGUUACAAAAAUUUCGAAA
Molecule: messenger RNA, 572 nt
Organism: Solanum tuberosum (potato)
Lineage: Eukaryota; Viridiplantae; Streptophyta; Magnoliopsida; Solanales; Solanaceae
Exons: 5
Coding region: 83-301 (72 amino acids)
Source: RefSeq, a predicted model, not a curated record